AUGGCUGGCAAUCGGACUCGGCGCAUCGCCAAGGAAUUGGCUGAUAUCCAUGCCGAUGCUCACUCGCAAAUCACGGCGGAGCCCAUCGGCGGGCAGGAUGAUGUGACACACCUUCAAGGAAUCUUCCCAGGACCCCCGGAUACUCCCUACGAAGGUGGUACCUAUAAGGUUGACAUUAAGAUCCCCACCGAUUAUCCUUUCCGGCCUCCAUUGAUGAAGUUUGAAACCAAAGUCUGGCAUCCAAAUGUUAGCAGUCAAACUGGUGCUAUUUGUCUGGAUACUCUCUCCAGUGCUUGGUCCCCGGUUCUCACUAUCAAAUCCGCGCUCAUCUCAUUGCAGUCGUUGCUGAGUACCCCAGAGCCAAAGGACCCGCAAGAUGCAGAGGUUGCAAAUAUGAUGCUACAAAGACCUGAGGAAUUCAAGCGUGUGGCGCGUGAAUGGGCUGUCAUUUACGCGGGUGCCCCUUCAGAUGGGUCGGACGGCCAAGCAGGAACCGCGGAAGCGCCCGUCACGAUUGAAGGUGAUUCUCUUGCCCUGUACAAUGGUUAUGAUAAGGCGCUUGUUGACAACUUUGGUGCUAUGGGAUUCCAAGUACCGGAUGUCGUGAGAAUAUUUGAAGAGCUUGGGAUUAACCAGCGGAGUCACCAGCUGGACGAAGGUCAAGUCGAUGAUGUUUGUGCACGCCUGCUUGCAGGUGUAUGA
Messenger RNA from Penicillium subrubescens, 702 nucleotides. Its product is annotated as E2 ubiquitin-conjugating protein UBC1. Bases 1 to 702 code for a protein of 233 amino acids. Gene Ontology annotation, molecular function: protein binding. NCBI's taxonomy places the organism in Eukaryota, Fungi, Ascomycota, Eurotiomycetes, Eurotiales, Aspergillaceae. The record is from RefSeq and is a predicted model, not a curated record. The transcript has 3 exons.